AGGAGGGGGGUUGUGUGCAGGAGCCGGGAGAGAGAGGGGGGGGGGCUCCCCUCUGCACCCUCACAAAGCACGGCCACAGGUGAUAACGAUUCCUGUGGAUAAGGAUCAGCAAUGUCAGUUGAAGACAUGGCAAUCAGGCUGCUUAUCACUACCCAAGAAGCGUCUGAGGAGGGAGGACUAGAUGGGGCUGAUGAUAAUGACGAAAGUGACGAUGAAGGUGAUGAUGAGGGUGAUGAUGAAGGUGUUGAUGAAGGUGUUGAUAAGGGAGAUGGUGAUAGUGGUGAAGGUGGGGGUGAGGGAGGGAGUUGGGGUUGUGGUAAUGAUGAUGAUGAUGAUGAUGAUGAUGAUGAAGGAGAUGAUGAAGGGGAUGAUGAGAGUGAUGGCGAAGAUGACGAUGAAGGUGAUGAUGAUGACUGUGGGGGUGGGGGUAAUGAUGAUGAUGAUGAUGAUGAUGAUGAUGAAGGGUCGACCAGACGAGAGUCAUUAUUAUUCGCGGGAGAGCUAGGAGAUGCGGGGGAAAGAGACCGUUGGGAAGAGGGGGGCACAACUGAUCUGGGAGCAGAAGAGGAUGAUGAAGGUCGAGAGGCAGAUGGCGAUGGAGGUUGAACAGCAGAUGCCGGUGGCGGACGAGCUGAUGUUCGGGAAGGGGGAGAAGGAGCAGACCUGCGUGCAACAGAUGGCGCCGAAGCCGGAGAAGC
This is a messenger RNA of Chara braunii, 698 nucleotides long. The record is from the annotation of a GenBank genome assembly. Lineage: Eukaryota; Viridiplantae; Streptophyta; Charophyceae; Charales; Characeae.